Amoebophrya sp. A120 is the source of this 540-nucleotide messenger RNA. The record is from the annotation of a GenBank genome assembly. NCBI's taxonomy places the organism in Eukaryota, Dinophyceae, Syndiniales, Amoebophryaceae.
UAUUACGCCGGAACUACUAGUAUUAGCGGCGACGUGGGGAAGGGGAAGGAGCUGCAGCAGCAGCUGACGACAUCUACUUCACAGAAAUUCCCGUACGUAAAGAAACUGCUGGCGGAAACCAAGAGCGGCAAGGAGGAGGGAUAUGACAAUGCACGACUCCCCCUCCCUCUCAUUUGUAUUUGUAUUAUAGCAUGAACGGCAAUACAAGCAUCAGCAAGAAUGCCGGUUUUGCAUGACAAAGCUACACGACUGGAGUCUAGUGCUAUUUGGGCUACGAGAACUUGUCAUGGAAACAGUGCCAAGUAGAGGCACCGCCUGGAUUUGGUAUUUUGUGUGAAGACAAAUGAAGGGGACGAGGGGAGGGGAGUUGUGCACGCUGAUAAGGGAGUGCUGAAAGCCAUGAUGCAUGCGGACGACAAGGCGGUCUUGGGGUUGCCCUUCCCGUACAUCCUCCGUCCCUGGUUGGCCAGCGACCACUUGCCACUGGAAUUGACGGCCACUAUUAGAGUCGACAUGAAACAGAACAAAGACCUGCUGGAG